Panonychus citri (citrus red mite) is the source of this 3413-nucleotide messenger RNA. Its product is annotated as RNA-binding protein 26-like. Lineage: Eukaryota; Metazoa; Arthropoda; Arachnida; Trombidiformes; Tetranychidae. The transcript has 4 exons. Gene Ontology annotation, biological process: mRNA processing. The coding region runs from base 132 to 2948 and encodes 938 amino acids. Gene Ontology annotation, cellular component: nucleus. The record is from RefSeq and is a predicted model, not a curated record. Gene Ontology annotation, molecular function: metal ion binding; RNA binding.
UUUUGAGAAAAAAUUGAUUGUUGAUUUUUUUGUUUCUCUUUCAACACUUUUUACCCAAUGGAUUUUUCUGUCAAUUAAUUAAUUGUUGUAUAAAAAUACUUUUUAAAUAGUCAUUUAAUUUUGUUGUAAUCAUGUUAAUCGAAAAUCCUGAAUCCCUACAAACCUGGUUAACUUCCUAUUUAGAGCCUUUGUGUGAUGCUGAUCCACAGGCUUUGGCUCAAUAUGUGAUCGCGUUAAUUUGUAAAGAUAAACCAACGACGGACCUGAGACAUAUUCUGUUUGAGCAAUUGGAGGUAUUCCUACAGAAAGAGACUUUACCUUUUGUUGAGGUUCUUUUCGACAUUGUAGAGAGAAAAUCUUACUUAGAACCCGUUGAAUUAGAUCAUAAUUGUCCCUCGUCUAUUAGAUCAUCAAACAUUCUGGAUGGUUUACAAUCUUGUGUCGAUAAUUUUGGUACUCGUGAGAAUCAAGAUUCACCUCUUCAAUCACUAUCUAGGUCUCACUCUCGGAGUCAAUCUCGUUCUCCUCCAAACUCAUCUUCACAAACUCACCAUCGAGAUGUUGAUAUGAGAAGACCAGGAGAUUAUAAUGCUUCUGAUCAAACUUGUGAAGAAUCAAGAGUUUAUUUUGAUGAAGAUGAGAGGAAUCGUUCAACAGGCUGGAAUGGUUCAUCUUCCAGGGAGAUAAAUCGUAGGUUUAGACAAUCACGAAGUAGAUCUCGUUCAUUUUCACCUCAACAAAAUGAUGAUAGAAGUAGAAGUAGAUCAAAUAAUAGAAUACAAUCUUCUUCAAGAAGUCGUAGUCGUGAUGGUGGCCCAGUUUCCAAGAGAACACGAGUAAGUUCAAACUCACGAGUACACGAGGAAUUGCAAGACGAGGAUAAAGAUGAAAAACCUUUAUUAAUCAGGGAACGUUGUGUAGAUUAUGAGGAGAGAGGUUUUUGUUUAAGAGGUGAUUUAUGUCAAUUUGAACAUGUUAGUGAUCCAAUGGUCUUAGAUGCUGCUUUGUCAUCGGUUGUCUUUGGUGGGACACCCGAUGAAACCCCUAUGGUUACACAGAAUAUUUCCAACGUGGGUCCAAUCAGUUUUCUUAAUGAACCAUAUAAUCCGGAAGCUCCAGGUAUUGAUAAGCCAAUUAAACCACAUGGGAAUCGUUUAAUGUCCGUUGUCGGCUCUUUAUCAGAUCCUCUUUGUGAUCCAAUGGGUGAAAAUUUUGUUAAUAUUCCUCAGCAAUCAUUCUGGAGACCCGUUCAUCCGUUGCAUCCUGGAUCCAUGUCGCCAUCAGCCAAUGAGAACAAUGGUCAUUUGUACAAUAAUAAUAAUCCAACCAACAGAUCGAAACGAAAGGGUCGAGGCAAUAGACGUCGAAAUCGUACUCGAGGUGGUUUCUUUAAACGUGUGAUGAACGAUGAAAGUGCCGAUAAAUGUACAUUAGAAGUUAGGAAAAUACCGCCAAAUCUUAAUACCAUUGCAAACCUUAAUUCUCAUUUCUCCAAAUUUGGGUCAAUUGUUAAUCUUCAAGUUGGUUAUGAUGGUGAUCCAAGAGCCGCGUUGAUUAAAUUUAUUGGUCAUAAAGAUGCAUUGGCCGCACAUCGAUCCACAAAAGCCAUUUUCAAUAAUCGUUUCAUUAAAAUCUUUUGGCAUCAAAAUAAUCAGAAACAACAACAACAACCAUCAUCAUCAUCAAAUUCAUUUAUCAAUCAAGGACCUGGUCAUAAUUUUCAUCAUCAAAAUCAUCAUUUUGUUCAUAAUCAUUCAUCUUCAUCUGAUUACAUUAAUUCACAAUAUUAUCAAUCAAAUGAAUACCCAGAUAGUAAUGAGUUCAAUUUUGUCAGGUCAAAUGUUAAGGAGAGACUUGGAUUCCGUCAUGGUUUCGAGUUUGAUCCAAACAUGACAAUAUCUGCAAAUGUUAAUAGUUGCGGUUCCAUAUCAAGAACAGUUCAUAAUCCAGCCAACAUGAGAAGCCAUUAUACAUCAGCUACAUCCGCUGGUGAUAAUACAACAAGCGCCAACAACAAUAAGCCAAUAACUUAUAUGCCAUCAUUUGUCAACAAUAAUACCUCAAUUAAAUCAGAAUUGGAUUAUGAAGGUUUUGGUGUUGCUCCAUUUAAUACACUGAACACUGUUGAACCGCCAAUGGUGAUUAAAAGUAAAGAAGAUAUUAAUCGAGAUAAAAUCUUAACCAAAUUGGAUUUACAAAAGAAACGUCAACACAUUUUAGUCUCUUGUAUGCAAGAUCAAAAAUUAUUAAUCGAAAAACUUGAAAAGGCCAAAUCGGAUAAGGAAAAAUUGGAAAUUCGUUCAACGGUUGAAACAUUUGCACAAAAAAUAAUCAAACUUGAGAGUGAGAUUAAACAAGAUACCGAAAUAAUAUUGAACGAAAUUGCUCAACUUCCGUCAUCAAUUCGUAAGAAUAAAAUUCAAGUGGAAAAGGAAUUGCUCGAUGUUGAGAUGGACUUUUACAACGAACUGCACAAUGGAGCAACGGCUUCCGAGUUACACAAGAAACUACAAGAACUUAAGGCCAAGGCGAAAGCUUUGUGUAUGAAUGAUUUGCAAAGUACAAAAAAUAUGAUUAAACGUUUCGCCAAGAUGAGAAUCGCCUUAAGGGAUCGUAAUCGUUUUGCUAAUCAUACGUUAGCCAAAAAUUUUGAAAAUCUUCGUAAAGUUGAUCGGAGAACGAGAAAAAUUUUCAUCGAAGGGGUUACCGCUAAUGAUAAUACUCUUUUAUUGUCUCAUCUAUCACAAUCAGCUGAAAUUGAAAGUCUGGAGACUACACCUCGAGGAGUAAUGGUAACGUUUAAGACCCGUCGUGACGCUGAAAUGGCCUUACCUUUAAUUUCAACGGUUAAAUUGCAAGGUGAAACUCCGUUAAAAGCUUCUUGGUUUGAUGAAGCCGUUCUGUGUAGCUCUUUGUUGUGUUACAUUUCAUUUCUUUGUCCCAAUUGAUUGUUGAUUGUUUAGUGAUUUGUUUUUUUAAUCAACGCGUCACAAUCAAUCAACAUCUCAUACAUAUUUUUUUCUCUCUCUCUCUCUCUUGCUUUCUUUUGGGAGUCUCGAAGGUUUCUCAUCCCUGUGGAGUGAUCAAAAAGUGCAAAAAAAUCCAAUUAGUUUAUCAAAUUAAUUACUAUUUAUAUUGAUCACAGGGAAUUUUUUUUCUUAUCAUCUUUGCUUAAUUGUGUCACCAUAAACAAAAAGGAAAACAAUUCUAAUGAAAAUCAAAUUUAGUAGUAACCGAAUAGUCAAUUACUACACAUUAUCCACAAGUUGAUGAUGAUAUUUAUCAUUUAAAUUUUUAUCCAUUGUAUAAUUUACCAAAACUACAAAAUCAAUUGAUUGUAAAUUUUUUUAUCAUAAUCAAUCAAUUUGAAAUGAAAAAAUUAAAACAAAAAAGUUUUUCCCAAACAAAAUAAA